Molecule: messenger RNA, 2055 nt
Organism: Peronospora matthiolae
Lineage: Eukaryota; Oomycota; Peronosporomycetes; Peronosporales; Peronosporaceae
Source: the annotation of a GenBank genome assembly
AUGAAGCUUGCAUGGGCGGUGAGCGCCGCAAUGUGCGUGCUUAUCUCGACCCUCUCCCAGGUCAGAGCGCAGAACUGUGGACCUCGUAUCCGAAAGGACUGGGAUGCCUUGACGACGGCUGAGAAAGACACGUACAAGGGAGCACUGGCUGCCGCCAUGGAUUCUGGAGCGUACAUCAAGUUCAUCGAGAUGCACACGGACAUGCAGUCGGACAUGCAUGCCCACCGUCAGUGUAUGUUCAUCUACUGGCAUCGCUUGCUGCUCGUUGUCUUUGAGAACAUGCUUCGUGGACAAGGUCCGCAGUUCGCUUGCGUCACGGUGCCGUACUACAACUGGAUGGCAGCCAACAACCGCGUGCUUGCUGGAACGUGCAGUUCAUUGGGAGACUGUUCGAACAUCAUGAGUGAUCUUGGAGGUUCAGUCGGACGACGGCAACGAGUCAGCAUCAAUGGGGUCGCUACCUCAGGGAGCUGUGUCAGUGAGGCACCUUUGGAUCACUUUUGCCAAUCUGGAGCUGUCUCGGGCUCGGAAUGCGUCGGUUGUGUUCCUCGGGGCGAUUGGGGAGCGGCCCCGGUUCCUGCAAGCACGAGCUAUGCAUCCAUCCGCCAGCAGUUGUUCAACGGCCGAAACAUCGGGCAGAUGUCGCCCCUGAUCGAGCAGGGCUGUCACAACCAAAUCCACUCAAGUUUGUCCGGCGCUGUUCAGACGCUUGCUUCUCCAGCAGACCCGAUCUUCUGGUCGCACCACUCAAUGGUCGAUGCCCUUCACACCAUCUUCCACAAGUGUCGUGUCGGAAACCAGCGCAUGACAUUUGCUCAGAAAUCCACCCAUCCUGUUGCCUGGACUUCGUGCUCGAAGCGGGGUGGCGGCAACUUUAACCCGUCCGAACUAAUCGUCAUGCGCACGGGUAUCAAUGGCGUGAACCCGAUCCAAGGCAACCGAGACCCGGUCAUCGGUCGAUACUUUGCCGGCGUUCCUGAUCAGUACGCUGGACUCAUGGAUGGACGUGACCUGGGCGCUAGUAGCUACUCGUACGAGCUCAGCGGUCAGCUCGCUGACCUGUUCACUAACUGCGAUGGCACACCGAGUCCGGAACCACAAGCAGCAACUCUAGUCACCCCGCCACUAGCUUCGGAACCUGUCGCCACGCCACCUGCUCCUGUUGCCCCUCCCCCACCCUCAGUUCCGGUGCCUGUCAAUGCCCCUCCUGCUCCUUUACCAGUCAAUGCUCCUCCAGCCCCAGUACCGGUCGUCGCUCCUCCAGCCCCUGUACCGGUCAUCGCUCCUCUUACUUCUGUACCGGUCAACGCUCCUCCUGCCCGGGUGCCCGUCAAUGCCCCUCCCGCCCCUGUACCAGCUCCGAUCGCACCCAUUGCGCCGCCGGCCGCACCUCAACGACCUCGUCAACGCGAUCCGUGGGACUGGCUUCGGAACUUCAGACGUCGCGGUGACCGCAGACUCGAAGUGGAGCAUGAGGUUGACAGCUCGUUGGGCAAAGUUGACAAUGUCAAGGUUCAUGGAGCGUGCGGUGGUCGCGCGAACGCUCACGUCAAAAAGGUCUUGUCAAGCACCAAUGCUCCGGCAGUGGUCGCUGUGGAAGCAUCUCCAGCAACCGACAGCCAACACGAAAUCAGCCCAAGGGACAUGGUGGAUGUGGUGCUGGUGGACAAGAUUCGUGUCGAAGAGAAGCAGGUUUCAACCUGGUAUGAAAAGACGACGGCGGCUAUGGGUGGACAUGGUCCUGAGGUCACAGCGGACCUCGAGCGACAAGUUUGCAUGUUUGAAAACCAAUGUCUUGGUGGCACGCCGGACUACUCGGACGAGUUCAAAGCUACGUGGGGCGUGAAGGCACCGCGGUGUUUGCUCAUCGUUCAAGAGAUUGAGAGUGGGAAGCAGGCGAUUGCAUAUGGAAAGUGGCGCGAGGACAUGGAGUCCCGUUUCGGCUGUCCUAAGCCUGCGAAUGUAACGCAGUCCACCAACGAGACGGAUGUCUUCGUAGGCAGUGCGGAGCAGUCUGUUCCGGACAUGCUUUCGAGUGUUGAGCAGUCGAUCUAG